Messenger RNA from Acanthosepion pharaonis, 1074 nucleotides. Lineage: Eukaryota; Metazoa; Mollusca; Cephalopoda; Sepiida; Sepiidae. The record is from the annotation of a GenBank genome assembly.
AUGAUUGUCUGUCUGUUUCUUUCUCUCUGUUCAUAUCUCCCACUCACUGAUCAUAUUUACCUACUUAUCUAUCUAUCUGUCUCUUCAUAUCUACCUAUUUCUCUCUCUGCUCAUAUUUUCCUAUCUCUCUCUCUCUCUCUCUCUGGGUUCAUAUCUACCUAUCCCGCCCUUUCUCUCUCUCUGUUCAUAUCUAUUUAUUUUUCUCUCUCUGUUCAUAUCUACCUAUCUUUCUUUCUCUGUUCAUAUCUACCUACCUCUGUUCAUAUCUACCUAUCUCUCUCUAUUUAUAUAUCUACCUACCUAUCUCUUGCUCUAUCUUCCUACCUAUCUCUCUGUUCAUAUUUACCUAUAUCUCUCUGCUCAUAUAUCUACCUACCUAUCUCUCUCUGUUCAUAUAUCUACCCCUCUCUCUCUGUUCAUAUAUCUACCUACCUAUCUCUCUCUGUUCAUAUAUCUACCUAUCUAUCUAUCUCUCUGUUCAUAGCUAUCUUCCUACCUAUCUCUCUCUCUCUCUGUUCAUACCUACCUAUAUCUCUCUGCUCAUAUAUCUACCUACCUAUCUCUCUCUGUUCAUAUAUCUACCCUCUCUCUCUCUGUUCAUAUAUCUACCUACCUAUCUCUCUCUGUUCAUAUAUCUACCCUCUCUCUCUCUGUUCAUAUAUCUACCUACCUAUCUCUCUCUGUUCAUAUAUCUACCCCUAUCUCUCUCUGUUCAUAUAUCUACCUACCUAUCUCUCUCUGUUCAUAUAUCUACCUAUCUCUCUCUCUCUCUCUAUUCAUAGCUAUCUUUCUACCUAUCUCUCUCUGCUCACAGCUAUCUUCCUACCUAUCACUCUCUGUUCAUAUAUCUACCUCCCUAUUUCUCUCUGUUCAUAUAUCUACCUCCCUAUUUUUCUCUGUUCAUAUAUCUACCUACUUAUCUCUCUCUGUUCAUAUAUCUACCUAUCUAUCUCUCUCUCUAUUCAUAGCUAUCUUCCUACCUAUCUCUUUCUGUUCAUAGAUAUCAACCUACCUAUCUCUCUCUCUCCCUGUUCAUAUCUAUCUAGCUUGCUAUCUCUCUGUCAGUUGCUGUAA